GCACAUCUUCCCGCCACACUCUUACUCAUAACGGGAAAUUUGCGUAUUACACAAUCACCAUCUCGCCACAUCAUGACUUCCCAUGAUUUUCCCGCGAGCCCUCACGCACUAUCCUCUCAUAUCAAAACCCUUAUAUACCAUCUCCUCAACCCUCAUCUCUCUCCACCUGCUCGCCUUCUGUUCAAACUACGACUCCCAAGCACAAUGUCCCAACAGCCAUUACACACUCUGACGGCGACGCAAGCGCUCAAUCUCCUCCGAAACGACACCAUCACCGUGGAAGAAUACGCGCGCGCUCUUCUGCGCCGCAUCAAUGAAAGAGAUGACGUAGUAAAAGCAUGGGCUUUUCUUGAUGCAGCAGUUGUCAUUCAGCAGGCGGAGAAACUCGACCAGCUACCACGCAACAAACGGGGACCUUUGCAUGGCGUGGCUGUAAACAUCAAGGAUUUCAUUAAUACUAGAGACAUGCCCACUCAGUACGGCUCGGCUCUUUACAAAGGCCAUCAGUCAGGUUUCGACGCAUCCGUGGUCGGUGUAUUGAGAACUGCCGGGGCUCUCAUUUUCGGUAAGACUACUACCACCGAGUUCACCGUCGCCAAUUCUGGCCCUGACACUACGAACCCGCGUGAUCCAAUUCGCACCCCAGGAGGAUCUUCUUGCGGCUCAGCAGCAGCCGUGGCUGACUGGCAAGUGCCACUCAGUCUGGGGACGCAGACAGGCGGGAGUGUGAUCCGUCCAGCGUCAUAUAACGGUGUGUUCGGACUGAAACCGAGUUGGGGCGUGAUCGGGACUGAAGGGGUUAAGAAUGUUGCCGUGUCGUUUGACACUGUCGGGGUUUUUGCGAGGAGCGUGGAGGACCUCCAACUGUUCUGCGAUGUGUUUGGGAUCGCGGACGAUGGGCGGGACUUUGCUUCUCCAACGGAGGAUAUGAAUGUUGCGGUUGUGCGCCACGGCGUUCGCGUCAACGCCGUCGACCUUCCCCAGGACAUUGGCGAGAGCAAAGCCAUCGAAGAAAUGUGCAGCACGAUCAUCGCCCACGAAGCUGCGCCCGCCUUCCUACACCAAUAUCGAUUAGACAAGACGCGGUUGGGCCCUUCGAUCUGCAGGAUUGUGGAGAAUAGCGCAAAUAUCACACAUGUAGCGUACACACACGCCGCAAACAGGCUUUUCCGUAUGCGAACAACCCUCAAUGCUUUUCUGGGGGAAUACACAGUUGUUAUUACGCCGAGUGCGGUAGAUGAAGCGCCCGUAGGGCUCCACGACAUGGGUAGUGCGGUGUUCAAUACGCUUUGGACGGGAGUUCAUGUCCCCGUGAUAAAUAUUCCUGCUUUCGAGGGUCUAAAUGGUAUGCCUGUUGGUGUGUCGUUAGUAGCUGGGAGAUACCGAGAUCGGCAUCUCUUGCGGGUUGCUGAGGUACUAGGUGGAUCAUUGAUAGACGGGGUUGGUUGGAAGGGAAUAGAAUAUGCUUAGU
Molecule: messenger RNA, 1471 nt
Organism: Periconia digitata
Lineage: Eukaryota; Fungi; Ascomycota; Dothideomycetes; Pleosporales; Periconiaceae
Source: the annotation of a GenBank genome assembly